AAGUGGGUGGAAAGUUGGAAUUUCGUAAAUAACGCAAGCGUUCGAAGUACAUUUUUGUUAAAAUUUCAAACAAAAUCUUAACUAUAACUUGCUUUUUUAUCUGUGUACAACAAGUGGAAGAUAUUUCGGUAGAAAGCAGAGCAUCGUUAAAGGUUACCAUUUUGGAAACGGCUGGUAUUUUUGCAAUUGCUUAAACUGAAAUUAGUACCCUAACAUCUUGGUGAUAAGUUCCGAUGGCUGCACGAGGCCAACAACAGCAACAACGGUCAAAUGGACCUCCCCAGGGGAAAAUAUGCCAGUUUAAACUUGUAUUACUUGGUGAAUCUGCUGUUGGUAAAUCAAGUUUAGUGUUACGAUUUGUGAAAGGCCAAUUCCAUGAAUUCCAAGAAAGUACAAUUGGAGCGGCAUUUCUAACCCAGACUGUGUGUCUUGAUGACACAACAGUAAAAUUUGAAAUAUGGGAUACUGCUGGCCAAGAAAGAUAUCACAGCCUUGCUCCCAUGUACUACAGGGGCGCACAAGCUGCAAUUGUUGUAUAUGAUAUAACCAACACGGACACAUUUUCUCGUGCUAAAACGUGGGUGAAAGAAUUGCAACGCCAGGCGAGCCCAAAUAUAGUCAUCGCCUUAGCUGGAAAUAAAGCUGAUCUUGCAAACAAGAGAGUUGUGGAAUAUGAGGACGCCCAGAGCUAUGCGGACGACAAUGGUCUACUUUUUAUGGAAACCUCUGCAAAAACAGCUAUGAAUGUUAACGAAAUAUUUCUGGCUAUCGCGAAAAAAUUACCAAAGACCGACCCGAAUGCGGGUCAAGCCGGGGGCCAAAAGAACCCUAAUAGAAGUGGAAACGUGGACCUUCAGGAGAGAAACCAGGGCGGAUCAGGAGGGGGGUGCUGUAGUAAAUAAUACAGACAUCGAGUAAUCAAUUUUUGGAACUAAAACGAAUCUCUGAAGGCACGCCCGUGCUCGCUACUUAUAAUAUACACAUGCACUGUAUUAGAUUUCAGAUCUUGUGAUGUCAUUUCUCUGGGUCUUAUGUCGUCAUAGUGUGCAAUGCGUGACGUCAUAGUAUACGAUUUAUGUUGCAAUUUUAACUUGAUAAAUGUAUUUAUGUCAUUUAUGUGUAUGAUGUCAUACCAUGUAUACUGUGACGUCAUUUUGUACGACGUAUGACGUCAUUUCAAAGAUGAUGAAACGAAUUCUUUGCUUUUUCUUGAUCAUGCUAAAAAACGAUGAUGGUAUUUUACGUAAUCUGUUACGUCAUAUUCCCAAUGACGUCACAUCUUAUUUCAUUUACUCAAAGUACUCGCUUAGCGUAGAAGGAACACGUUAGGUCUAUUUUAUAAUGUUUUCUAAGUUUGUCCUCGGUUUUAACCUGUGGUUCGAACCGUGGACACGUUUUGAUUUCUAUUUGUAACAAUUUAUGGAAUGUAACAAUUAUCGUAGUCCCAAUAGAUUAUUAUUAACUCUGUAGUGUUAGGAUUUUCCGAUAUAGAUUUAAGUGUGAAAUGUCGCGAAUAGAUUUCAAUGUUUAA
Messenger RNA from Dendronephthya gigantea, 1531 nucleotides. Its product is annotated as ras-related protein Rab-5C-like. Lineage: Eukaryota; Metazoa; Cnidaria; Anthozoa; Malacalcyonacea; Nephtheidae. The transcript is spliced from 8 exons. The record is from RefSeq and is a predicted model, not a curated record. The coding region runs from base 234 to 902 and encodes 222 amino acids. Gene Ontology annotation, molecular function: GTP binding; GTPase activity.